Molecule: messenger RNA, 350 nt
Organism: Trichomonas vaginalis G3
Lineage: Eukaryota; Parabasalia; Trichomonadida; Trichomonadidae
Product: organellar and viral DNA polymerase type B
Exons: 1
Source: RefSeq, a predicted model, not a curated record
AUGUAUCGGAAGUUGUCUAAGUUAGAACACUCGGAAAUAAAACAACUUCUUACAGAAGCUAACAUAGAAGUAGCAAAACAUUACGCAACAAACAAAAAAGCACUCGCUGACUUCAUUAAAGACUAUAAUGGUGCAAUAAGUUAUGAUAGAAUUCAUGAGUUCAUAAAGCCGCAACGCGGCGAGGACGAAGUCCAUGCAAGAGCAUUUCCUUUAAAUGACGUUGCUAUUGACUUAUAUCAUAGACGUUCAGUACCUCAUGAAGUAAGAAGAGAAAUGUUUGACAUAACAAAUGCAAACGUUGGUGAAACAAGAAGAAGAGACGACACACUGAAACAACAGAGAAGAGAGAU